This is a messenger RNA of Entamoeba dispar SAW760, 1041 nucleotides long. RefSeq lists its product as uncharacterized. The coding region runs from base 1 to 1041 and encodes 346 amino acids. The record is from RefSeq and is a predicted model, not a curated record. The transcript is spliced from 2 exons. Lineage: Eukaryota; Evosea; Mastigamoebida; Endamoebidae.
AUGUCGUUUAGUGAAUUAACAAUUUCAUUUGAUGGUUCAGCAAAUAUAGUUACUGGAACUCUUUACGUUAUUUUAUUUACAUGCGUUUGUACAUAUUUGUCAUUUAAAUUUUUUUCAAGAGAAAUAAAUAUUUCAUAUAUUAUGUUAAUUCUAUUAUUCCUUGCAAAAACAAUAUGUUUUUCUGUUUAUGGAAUAAUGUCAAUUUAUGGUAAAAAGAAUUGUGAAUUAUUUUAUUUAACAAGAUUGGCUUAUUUUUGUACUUUUUUAUUAAUUACAUAUACUUAUUAUCAUUGGUGCAAUUCAUUUUGUGAAAAUGAAAUUAAAAUAGUUGAAAUGAAAGUUGUUAAAUGGACAAUUCUUUUAAUGAAUAUUAUUGUAUUUGUUGCAAUAACUUCUGCAUUUUUUUAUUAUCUUGCACAAGGAAGUUAUUGCUCUGACUCAAAUACUUUUGCAGUAAAACUUAAUACUUGGAUGAUUACUUCAAGUAAUUUAUUAGUUGCUUUUUUCUGUGUAACAUUCACAAUUUAUUUAAUUUAUGCAUACAGAAAGACAGUUCAUCACUUAUUAUCACUUCAAUCAAAGAGGUCAUUUAGUAUUGUAAUUAUUUGCUCUUUUAUUCUUGUAUUUGAAAUGACAAUGAGGGUUGUUUUCCAUCUUUAUAAACCGAUAACAAAUCAUUAUAUGAACGAUAUUCUUUUUAGAUCAGGAACAUAUUACAUUCCUGAUAUUAUCGAAUACACAAUUAUAUUAAUUAUGUGGAACCUUGAUGUAAUAUCAGCUUCAAUAACAAAACAUGAUGAAAAAGAAUUAUUAAAACGUUCAGAAAUUAUUAUUAGAAAUAUCACAAUACGUUAUUAUGAUAAAACAGAUAUAAGUCAUAGAGAUUUGUUUGAAAAAUUUAUGCAACCUGAGUCUGGUUCAAAUAAAACUGAUGAAAGUGAUGACGCUCCUAUAACAGAUGAAACUUAUCGUAACUCUUGUGUUUUAUCUAAUGUUAAAAAUCCUUUAUUAAUGAAUGAUGAUAAUCCAGAUAUUUUGUAA